Messenger RNA from Auanema sp. JU1783, 1044 nucleotides. The record is from the annotation of a GenBank genome assembly. Lineage: Eukaryota; Metazoa; Nematoda; Chromadorea; Rhabditida; Rhabditidae.
AUGAAUGGGAUUGUGAUUAUAAUAUCAUCAGUUUUUUUCCAAACGGCUUUUGCUGUGAGAGGAACUAUAUUGUCAAAAAAAAACAGCCAACUUACAAUCGAACGAUACAAUAGUGAAGAAGAACUGGAUGCAAUGGAAGAGCUUUACGAAGACUUAAAGUCAAAUGAGAACCAUAAUGUUUACGAACAGGGUGAAACGAGAGACUUCUUAUAUUUUCUGAAGACAAUUAAGUAUGAUCAUAGACAAUGUCCCAAGCCUACUGUGCAAGGACCUGUAGCUAUAAAUGUCAGUAUACUCGUUAGCAACAUACGAGCAGUCUCCGAAGGAACGAUGGAUUACAACAUUGAAAUGUUUUACCGAGAAUAUUGGACAGACAGUAGAUUAUCAUAUUCGAAAAAUAUUUUCAAAAACAAGUCUGAAAUAUCACUGCAUGAAAGCUAUUCAAACUUCUUGUGGCAUCCUGAUACAUUUAUGCCAAAUACUAUUGCUUCUAAGAACCCGCGGCAGCAUAGUAUCACUCACAGAUCACUUUUGAGGCUGCGAAACGAUGGCAGAGUUUUGUACAGCCGUAGGUUAUCUUUAAUCGUAACUUGCGGAAUGGAUUUAACACUUUUCCCAUUCGAUUCCCAGCUCUGCAAAUUUGGGAUAGAAAGUUACGGCUACACAGCUGAACAAGUCCAUUAUUUUUGGUCAAGGGAACUUACAACUGCUCUCACGAUGCAUACGAUUCGAUUACCAGAUUUCAGAGUGAAAGAAGCUUUCGUAACAAGUCGAGUAGAAAGCUAUGCAACAGGAAACUACUCCCGUCUUUAUGUUUGCUUUGUUUUUUCAAGAGCAGCUGGAUUUUGCUUUCUACAGCUUAUUAUCCCUUCUACAGCAGUGGUGAUAACUUCUUGGGUUUCACUGUGGAUGGAAAACGAAACUUCGUUCCAGGAUAUGAUAUCAAUAAUUCUAACAAUAACAUUCUUGCUAUUCUCAUAUAAUGAGGUGAUGCCAAGAGUCAGCUACAUAAAAGCAAUGGAUGUCUACUUAGGGAAAAAUUAA